Oncorhynchus keta (chum salmon) is the source of this 1496-nucleotide messenger RNA. RefSeq lists its product as uncharacterized. NCBI's taxonomy places the organism in Eukaryota, Metazoa, Chordata, Actinopteri, Salmoniformes, Salmonidae. The coding region runs from base 456 to 1259 and encodes 267 amino acids. The transcript has 8 exons. The record is from RefSeq and is a predicted model, not a curated record.
CGCUUUCAUCACGGAAGGCCGCAGAGUCGAGAGGAACGUCUGCAGAUGUCGGGCAAUGGUGGGAGAGGGCCAGCAGCCUUUCUGGUGGCUGUCCUCCUCCCCUCUACCCUCCAGUUCUACACCCACUCAAACCACUGACAAAGGGCCUGUCAGACUCCUCUCACGGUGACCUUGGAGACUCUGAGAUACUGCAUCUACAGGAGAAGGCCAGUAGACUGCUACACAGAAGCUCUGAGGGCCUGGGCUGCUCCAAUUUGUCCUCCUCUGUGAGCAUAGAUGAGCCAGUCCGAAGGCCUAUAAUUACCAGUCUUAUCAACUCAAUCACUGUUGUGGGGAACCUAAGCUCAGCAGACCUCUAUGCUGGAACCGUGCCCAAACUGUCUGUGGUUGGUCCCCCUGACCCAUGCAUACGCCCAGAGGGGGACAUCCUGUUUCAGUGGCGCCUGAGGAGGAAGAUGGAGCAGGCCAGUCGGUGGUCACACCCACAUCAGGUUCAGACCCUUCAUCAGCACUCUGUCAGCUGGCAGGCACACAAGGUACAGCGGAAUCCCCACCCUGCAUAUUCCACUCAUAUAGUUACCCGCUCCUUCACCCAAGCCCCCCAGGAGACCAGUGUCCCCCAUGGACCAUUCUCCCCUGCAGCUGCCCUCCCCAUCUCCAGCCCCACCGUCUCCAAGUUGCAGCCGGAUACCCCGGUCUGUCCCCACAUGCAACUCCUCUGUGACAUCCUUCAUUAUACCGCUCAGUGCCUCUCCCCUCCACCCAGCCACCAGAGGAGCCCAAAUAGGAGGUCUCUAGGGCCGACCGGACCAUCAGGCAGCCCAAAGCCCCGUUCAGAUCCACAGACACCUCCACUGAGGAGACCACUAGUAAACAUGAGUCCUCUUCACCACCGCACGCCUUGUCUCUUCGCCUUGCCCGCAGACCAUUCUGAGAGGCCCAGCUAUACAGAUUGGAGUGUGAGCCAACACAGCACCAGAUGUAAAGACAGGGUCACCCCAUGGAGAGAGGAGCCCAGCAGAGACUGGGGGCAACUGGAAAGCAGGCCAGGGGUAGUGAGAGAGGGCCGCCCUCGAGACCGUGCUCCAUCACCCUCUCCCAUACACAUUACCCUGGGACAGGUAGUUUCAGAGAUAAUGUUACCGACCAUGGACUCCCGGACCCGCCCAGAACCCCUGUGUCCUCUGACUCUCCCAGAUAUGCGCCCCCACAGUCCCCCGCCCUGCCUCCCAGUGCACAGCAGCCCCGGGAGGUCGUAGCUCAGCUGCUGCAGGAGGCUGAAGAUUCAGACGAGCAGGAGUUUAAAGACGACCCCUUACUGAAUGUCUUAAGGCAGCAGAGUGAUGGGUGAAGGAGCAAAUCAGCGAGGUGGACUUACUGUUGGAUGAAUUCCAGGAAGCGUGAUCACUGGUGGUGAGCACACACAUGGAACAAAAACAACCAAUUCAAAAGCAUUUUUAUUUUUGUACCGAAAUAUAGUGCAUUUAUUUUUGUUA